CACCGGGCGGGGUCUAGCCGAGUUCUGCUGGGUCGGGCCGGGCAGAUCCGGACCGAGCGGCUCUGGGCUGCCGGGUCAUAGUGGAAGACGGUGGCUUGGUGGCGGUGGGACUACAGAGACAGCGAUCUGGGAGAGAGUGGCCGCGGGCUGGAGCGCGACCUAUGGCCUGGUGGAAGUUAGUGAAUGAUCCAGACAAACCGAUCCACGGCAUUUCUUGCUCAACCCAGAGACAGUUGGAACAAGAGGGCUCAUUGAAGUCGAGUGCUUGCCAAAGGAAAUUUCCUACACACCACUACCAGUAGUCUCUGAAGUUCAGGAUAGGAUUUGUGGACCCACUUCACCUCAGACCAUGGCGAGCCAGCUGCCCCUUUACUUGGCCACCUUCUUGACUGGGCUGCUGGAAUGCAUCGGUUUUGCUGGUGUCCUCUUUGGCUGGACCUCACUGUUGUUUGUGUUCAAAGCAGAAAACUACUUCUUAAAGCCCUGUGAACAGGACUGCGUGCUCGGGGGCAAUACAACAGGCCUCCCUGACCUCAAAGCUCAGGAUGAGAAGUUCUCCCUCAUCUUCACCCUGGCAUCCUUCAUGAACAACUUUAUGACCUUCCCCACUGGCUACAUCUUUGACCGCUUCAAGACUGCUGUGGCCCGCCUGUUAGCCAUAUUUUUCUACACCUGCGCCACACUCAUCAUUGCGUUCACCUCUGCAGACACUGCCAUGUUGCUCUUCCUGGCCAUGCCUAUGCUUGCAGUGGGAGGAAUCCUGUUCCUCAUCACCAACCUACAGAUUGGGAAUCUCUUUGGCAAACACCGUUCAACCAUUAUCACCUUCUACAAUGGAGCAUUUGACUCCUCCUCAGCAGUGUUCCUCAUCAUUAAACUUCUUUAUGAGCAGGGAAUCAGCCUCAGGCACUCCUUCAUCUUCCUGUCUGUCUGCAGUGCCUGGCAUGUUGGGCGUACUUUCCUUCUGAUGCCUCGGGGACAUAUCCCCUACCCACUGCCUCCCAACUAUAGCUAUGGCUUGUGCUCCAGGUUCUGUACCAGGAAGGAAGAGAAUGAGGCAGCUGAACAUGAGACCAAGGAGUUGCAGUCAAGGGAAUGUCAGUCACCAAAGGAAGAGAACUCUGGACCAGAGCAGCAGCAGCAGCAGCAGCAGCAGCAGCAGCAGCAGCAGCAGCAGCAGCAGCAGCACUCCUUCCGACGCUGCGUGUUCUCUCACCGAUUCAUCUUGCAUGUGGUGUGGCUGUCCAUCAUACAGUUGUGGCAUUACCUCUUCAUUGGUACUCUCAACUCUCUCCUCACCAAGUUGGCUGGUGAGGAUAGUGUGAAAGUCAGUGCCUACACAAAUGCCUUUGCCAUCACCCAAUUUUUUGGCGUGCUGUGUGCCCCCUGGAACGGCUUACUCAUGGACUGCCUUAAACAGAAGUAUCAGAAGGAAGCCAAAAGGACAGGUUUGUCCUCUGAGGCUGUGGCUCUCUGCUCCAUGGUGCCUUCGCUGGCCCUGACGUCUCUCCUGUCCCUGGGCUUUACUCUGUGUGCCUCCAUUCCUGUCAUAGAGCUCCAGUACGCCACCUUCAUCCUGCAAGUGGUCAGCCGCUCCUUUCUGUACGGGUGCAAUGCCGCCUUCCUCACACUGGCUUUUCCCUCAGAGCAUUUUGGAAAGCUCUUUGGUCUGGUGAUGGCCUUGUCGGCUAUUGUGUCUCUGUUGCAGUUCCCCCUGUUCAAAGUCUCCCCGGAGAGCAAAGCUGUAUAUGUGUCGAUGGGGCUUGCCAUUUUUCUGACAUUGGUCCAUCCCUUUCUGGUGUACCGUGAGUGCCGUGUUGAGAAGACAAAACCAUCAGUGGACGCCUAGCCCAGAAGCCCUCACUCUCUAGCCUUGAAGAUGCCUUUCUUGCUCUUUAGUCGACUUUGAUGAUGCAGUGUCCACAAAGACUGCCUACCUAGGAGAACUGUCAUAGGCAGCCAUAGUUUUCCUUAAACAACAGCAGCAGCAGCAGCAGCAGCAGCAGCAGCAGCAACAACAACCACCACCACCACCAGAAACAAAAAACAAGGCAUAAAAAGGUCAUCCAGGACUUUUGAUUACCAAGAAGAGAAUUUCAGUGGCCAAGUAGCUAGCCUUCAUACCAACCCAUAGCAAAGCUCUAUGUGAAUUCUUAGUUUGGGAGCAGAAAGUUAAUCCCUGCACGGGGCCACAGCAGAGCUCCCUGCAAGGGACAGGGAGAUAUGUCACAGAGUCAUGCUAUCCCAAAGGACUUAGGAAACAACUAACUGGCUAGCCACAAAGAUUUUGGACACCUCUCCAUACCCUACGUGUGAGCAGUAUCUCCUCUUCAGGAAGAGGGAUAUUUAUUGACUUAGGGCACUUUUUUAUAUAUAAUUAGCUUGGGGCUUGAGAGAUGGUUUAACUCUUAAGAGCACUGGCUACUCUUCCAGAGGAACUGGGUAUGAUUUUUUAGCAGCACCCACAUAGUGGCUCACAAACUGUAACUGCAGUCCCUCCAUAGGCACUACAUGCUUGUGCACAGACAUAUAUGCAGACAAAACAUCCUUACACAUUGCAUAAAUGACUUCUUUAGGUAAUAAUUUUAUACAAUAAUAAAGCCUCUAUGUUUAAGGCAA
This is a messenger RNA of Rattus norvegicus (Norway rat), 2619 nucleotides long. RefSeq names its product solute carrier family 43, member 3 (gene Slc43a3). Gene Ontology annotation, cellular component: membrane. Gene Ontology annotation, biological process: fatty acid transport; guanine transmembrane transport; xenobiotic transport. The record is from RefSeq and is a predicted model, not a curated record. Lineage: Eukaryota; Metazoa; Chordata; Mammalia; Rodentia; Muridae. Gene Ontology annotation, molecular function: transmembrane transporter activity.